AUGAGUAACUUUACCUCGUCAGAUCCCGCGGAGUACUACGGCAUUCACACCGGUCCGUGGAUCAACUGGUCAGAUGGACCAAUCCUUGGAGGCACUAUCACGCUCACGCGACGUGAUGGUGGUUUCUUGAUCUCGCUCAUCGCCCUGUUCAUUACGUGGACAGGAACCGCGUUCUGGAGAGCCUCUUGUUACUUCUUUCAUCACCGCUUUUCUUCCGAGGCUCCUCGAGACGGGAUAUACCACCAGCGACAGGCUAUCCUUCGCAACUCGGCCACCAGUGUUCUUAUCUCGAGUCCGUCCUGUGGCCACUUUGAUGAGCUGCGAGAAGUUAAUCAAUCACUGUACACCUCGGUUUAUGCACCCUACAGAGUGAAGAAGGACAAGGACUUCGCCAACUACGCCCAAAAUUGCUACACGAAUCUCUCCAGUUCCCAAGAGUGUCAGAAAUAUGUCCAACAGCAGCUGCCAUGGUCGGCCAAUAGGAAUGCGAGUUGCCCAUUUGGAGGAGAUCUAUGCAAGAGCCAGUUCGGGAACCUGGAACUCGACUCUGGUUUCAUCAACAGCAAUGAUCAUCUCGGCCUGAAUGAUCCCCCAGAGCGGCAAUUCAGAUACAGAUCUCUACUUCAAUGUGCGCCGAUAAAGAGUGAUGGAUACAAGAAGGAGUACAUUCAUUCAUUCGAUGGUCAGGAAGUGAAGUACAUGAGGUAUUACUACGGCGAGCUAAGGCCGGGGUACAACUACACUUAUGAAUACCCGGUGGGGUCGUAUGAACAAAAAAGGGGUGAAAAUGGCACGAGUGCAAACUCAGACUACGUUCUCGGGAUUAGACAAGCGAAGUAUGCGAACGGGGUUCCAACUUGGGACUCCGUGUUUACGCCUAUCCCCGAGCUCCGCCAAGUCGAAGGCGAUGUCACUUUGAUGUUUCUGUCCGCCAACUACGUGCUGUUCACGACGGAAACGGAUGAUCUUUGGUAUUCGGCACACAGAAAUGUUGAUCUAAUUGGUUUAUCGACCCUGGAGGGGAGGGUGAGGAUGUACUUCGCCGACGAGGCCGCCUCUGCCCUGGCAUGCGUCUCCCAGUACCAACUCUGCACUUCGAAGGAGUGCACCGAGUUAGGGACCUUGGCUGACACAUUCACACGCGCAAAAAGCCUCAAGAAGGCGGAGAAUUUCGACUGGUUCUCCUACGCACUGUCAACAUCCAUUGAGCGCAUUGCGGGCGGCCUCGGAAACUCGGGGUUGACGUCGAGAUACGCACUCUGGGUCGGUCUCCAGUCUCCACUGCCGAGCAACCAAUGGCAACUCGAAGUUGAACAUUGGUUUACGAUUUGGCUGUCCACCUUGCAGGGAAGCUUUGUCGUGGCUGCAACAGGUCCGUCUGAUCCGGAGGUGAUGCGGUGGGUCGAGACGCCGCAAAAUGAUGCGGAGAAAAAUAUAUGUCGGAGUCAGAAAAUCAUCACCACCGCAUACACCAACUUCAACACCUUCGGUCUCUGCCUCACUCUCGUCGUCGGCGCCAUAAUCAUUAUCCUCUCCUACACCAUCGAACCUGUGGCGCGCUGUUUGCAGAGGCGCCGUCAUCUCGACACUUACUCGCGUCUCGAGUGGUGCGCGAAUGAAACGUUACAACUGCAGCGCAUGGCACAUGAAGAGCUGGGAGCGGGCACGUGGCACGAUGGCGCGGAAGCCGUCCCAUACACGGAUAACGGGCAGAAGCUGGCUACGCUGGAUAUCACCAACCGCGAUCACCCGACCCUGAAAGCGCUACCCGCAAACUUCGAAGAGCUGCUCGCUCGCCGAAACGCCGAUGAUCAAAGUCUGCCUUCCAAGGAGGGUGAUGAGGCAGCUUCCGAUAAGGCUAGCUCUGACCACACUAUCAGCGGAAAAUUGCCCCACCACACAUGCACAGCUGUGGAAGUUUCAGAAAAUCCCCAAAACACCGAUGAGUCAGAGAAACACCGUGGAAAUGAGGCUGAUGAAUCUUUGAGAGUGAAAAGGAGGCCCAUCGACUUGUGUAAUGUCUGA
This is a messenger RNA of Lasiodiplodia theobromae, 2025 nucleotides long. Its product is annotated as Cytochrome p450 protein. The record is from RefSeq and is a predicted model, not a curated record. Lineage: Eukaryota; Fungi; Ascomycota; Dothideomycetes; Botryosphaeriales; Botryosphaeriaceae. The transcript is spliced from 4 exons. Bases 1 to 2025 code for a protein of 674 amino acids.